AUGAGCCUCAUACUAAUUAGAUCUGUGGUUAGGAAAUUGGUGUUUUUCACCGCCGCCAUGAUAAUCUUCCCGGUGUUCACCUUUUUCGUGGUACAAUAUCUCAGCGACAAUGCGCUAGUAAGUGGCGGUAUUGCGGCAUUGGCGGCCAAUGUGGUGUUGAUAGGGUAUGUGGUUGCGGCGUUUACCGAGGAUACCGCAGCAUUGGAGAAGAAAGAGCAAUGA
This is a messenger RNA of Meyerozyma guilliermondii ATCC 6260, 222 nucleotides long. RefSeq lists its product as uncharacterized. The record is from RefSeq and is a predicted model, not a curated record. The transcript has a single exon. NCBI's taxonomy places the organism in Eukaryota, Fungi, Ascomycota, Pichiomycetes, Serinales, Debaryomycetaceae. The coding region runs from base 1 to 222 and encodes 73 amino acids. Gene Ontology annotation, biological process: vacuolar proton-transporting V-type ATPase complex assembly.